AUCAACAGCAACUCUCGACCCGGAAGCAGUUUGAUACGACGUCCGGUUUCCGGAGUGUAAAAAUGUCGCCUCCCUUGUUCAAUUUUGUCGAAGCUAAAGACAAGUUUUCGGCGUCCAUCAAACAAGCACUGACGGGGAAAAGCUGCAAACUAAUACUAAACUCUUUCAAUCAAAUCCCCGGGAAUGAAACCGAAAAGAAGACCACACUUGACCAAGCUUUUAGGGGAAGUCUCGGAGAGCAAAUUGUCGACCAAACGACGAGCUGUGACGACUACCUGACUCUAAUCUUCAUGAGUAUUGAUGUAGUCACUGAAGGGAUCUGCUCUGCUACGACUCCUUUCAUCCUGCUAGGAGAUGUCCUGGACAGUCUUCCUCUCGACCAGUGCGACAAAAUCUUCUCCUUUGUUGAAGAGAAUGUUUCCACCUGGAAAUCUAGCUCAUUUUACACUGCUGGCAAGAACUACUUGUUGAGGAUGUGUAAUGAUCUUUUACGGCGGCUGUCCAAGUCUCAGAAUACAGUUUUCUGUGGGCGGAUCCAACUGUUCCUGGCGCGUCUUUUCCCUUUGUCGGAAAAAUCUGGUCUAAAUCUACAGAGCCAGUUCAACCUGGACAAUGUGACUGUCUUUAACAAAAAUGAAGGCGAAAGCACUUUUGGGCAAAAACACACGGAAGAGAAGGAAGACAGCAUGGAGGUGGAGGAAGGAGAAAUGGGAGAGGAGGAUGCACCAGCAUCGUGUUCCAUUCCCAUCGACUACAACCUGUACAGAAAGUUCUGGACGCUGCAGGACUACUUCAGAAACCCACUGCAGUGCUACGAGAAAGUGUCCUGGAUGACUUUCCUCAAGUACUCAGACGAGACCUUGGCGGUGUUCAAGAGCUUCAAACUGGACGACAUGCAGGCCACUAAGAAGAAGCUGGAGGAGCUCCGAGCGUCCAGCGGAGAACACGUUUACUUUGCUAAGUUCCUCACUAAUGAGAAGCUGAUGGACUUGCAGCUGAGCGACAGUAACUUCCGGCGUCACAUUCUGCUGCAGUACUUGAUCCUCUUCCAGUACUUGAAAGGCCAAGUUAAAUUCAGAAGCUCCACCUGCGCGUUGAACGACGACCAGACCGCCUGGAUCGAGGACACCACUAAGCUGGUUUAUCAGCUUCUCGGUGAGAUUCCUCCUGAUGGGGACAAGUUUGCCACCAUGGUGGAGCACAUCCUCAACACAGAAGACAACUGGAACGCUUGGAAAAAUGAAGGCUGUCCAAGUUUUGUGAGGGAACGGCCCACUGAUGACAAACCUAAAAGGCCCACCAGGAAGCGAGCGGCUCCAGAAGACUUCCUGGGAAAAGGACCCGACAGAAAGAUCUUCAUGGGGAAUGAUGAACUGACUCGCCUGUGGAACCUCAACUUGGACAAUCUUGAUGCCUGCAAGUCAGAGAACAGGGAGUUCAUGCCUUCACUUGAUGAGUUCUUUGCUGAGGCCAUCGAGCAGGCCGACCCUGUCAACAUGGUGGAAGAGGAGUACAAAGUUGUUCGGAAUCCAAACUACGGCUGGCGAGCGCUGAGGCUGUUGUCCAGAAGAAGUCCUCACUUUUUUCAGCCCACCAACCAGAAGUUCAACAGCCUGGCAGAGUACUUGGACAGUAUGGUCAGCAAGCUGGCCAAGGAGCUACCAAAGGACAUUCCUUCUGAGGAGAUUAAAACUGGCGAAGAUGACGAUGAUGAAAAUGGAGACAAUCUGCUCAAAGACAGCAACGACAGUCCAAGCAUGCCUAGCAAACUAGUGAGCAACCAGCAGAUGGAUGACAUUGCGUCCAAAAUGGGCGCACGCUGGAAGAUGCUGGUCUCUCACUUGGACAUGAGGGCAGCCGAGCUGCGUGAGAUUGAGGCCGAGAGCGACGAUGUGGACAUCCAAGCCAAACUGCUGCUGGUCACCUGGCAGGACCGUGAAGGGGCUCAGGCCACUGUAGAAAACUUGGUAGUGGCCCUCAAUGCUGCUGGCUUCUGCAAGUUGGCGGAUGGCCUCAGUGAGGCCUGAGAACUUGAAACUUUUUUUUUUUUUUUUAAGUGUGGUGUCAGGCCAAACAUGUUUUUGUAUGGAGUGAGUUGAGUGUAGAAAGUGUUUAGUUUCCGAGCUGACUGAUUAAAGGUUUUGCUACAUAA
Nerophis lumbriciformis (worm pipefish) is the source of this 2152-nucleotide messenger RNA. RefSeq names its product THO complex 1 (gene thoc1). Gene Ontology annotation, molecular function: protein binding. Gene Ontology annotation, cellular component: THO complex part of transcription export complex. The record is from RefSeq and is a predicted model, not a curated record. Gene Ontology annotation, biological process: signal transduction; mRNA export from nucleus. NCBI's taxonomy places the organism in Eukaryota, Metazoa, Chordata, Actinopteri, Syngnathiformes, Syngnathidae.